UCUAUUUCAGGAGAUGAAGAAAAAAGCCUCGACUUCCUUCCUGGAUUUUCAAAAGUUAAAAUACCUGACCUACCUGAAGGAAUCUUAGGAAACUCAGAAUCAACCGUUGGAAGCCUAUUAUACAAAAUGGGACAAACACUUCCAAAAGCAACUGCAGUUGCCAUAAACUCCUUUGAAGAACUGGAACCUGAAGUUGUGAAUUUACUCAAAUCAAGAUUCCAGAAGUUCCUCAACGUUGGACCCUUUAGUUUAAUAACAUCGUCCCCGACGCCGCCGUUGAUCAAAGAUGACAGUGGCUGCUUAGAGUGGCUGGACAAGCACAAGCCUACAUCUGUUGCAUAUAUUAGCUUUGGAAGUGUGGUUGCACCACCACCUCAUGAGCUGGCAGCAUUUGCUCAGGUGUUAAUUGAAACUGGGUUUCCAUUUAUUUGGUCAUUUAGGGGCAACAUAGAGGAUGUAUUGCCCAAGGGGUUUAACAAAAGUGGCUUGAAUGGAAAAAUAGUUCCCUGGGCACCACAAGUGCAAGUCUUGGGGCAUGCCUCAACUGGAGUUUUCUUAACGCAUUGCGGGUGGAAUUCAAUCUUGGAGAGCAUUGUUGGCGGUGUGCCGAUGAUUUGCAGGCCAUUUUUUGGGGAUCAAAAGCUUAACAUGAACACUAUAGAGGCUGUGUGGGAAAUUGGUGUGGGGAUUGAAGGAGGGGUCAUUACAAAAAAUGGAGUGAUAAAGGCCUUGGAGCUGACUUUGAAGCAUAAAGAAGGGAAUGAAAUGAGAGAGAAAAUCAAGGUCCUAAAAAAUCUUGCUCAACAAGCUGUUGCAAGUAAUGGUAGCUCUCCACAAGCAUUCAGUACCUUGGUGGAGAUUGUCACAAAAUAAUGUAAAAGUUUGUUAAAAAGCUUGGGGAGCAACUGUAAUAUUUGAUUCAAGGGAACUUUAACGAAAAGCGCCCGGUACUGUUCACUUUAACGAAAAAUCACAUUUUUACACUAAAAAGUCAAUCCUGGUACUAUUCACUUUACCCUUUAUUUUGUCCUUAUCAUUAAAACUCAAAGUUUUCAAGCCAUUUUCAAUAGCUACGGAUUUUGGGGAGAGACCCAGUGGUUUUCUUUCUCUAUAUUGAUAUGAGCUACAUUGUGAUAAUGGUGAUUAGCUUGUGGGGUGUAUUUGAGAAUUUCAGAAAAUUUAAUG
Messenger RNA from Malus domestica (apple), 1185 nucleotides. Its product is annotated as flavonoid 3-O-glucosyltransferase-like. The record is from RefSeq and is a predicted model, not a curated record. NCBI's taxonomy places the organism in Eukaryota, Viridiplantae, Streptophyta, Magnoliopsida, Rosales, Rosaceae. Gene Ontology annotation, molecular function: UDP-glycosyltransferase activity.